Messenger RNA from Pyrgilauda ruficollis (rufous-necked snowfinch), 1506 nucleotides. It is a transcript of the gene TGM1, whose product is annotated as transglutaminase 1. NCBI's taxonomy places the organism in Eukaryota, Metazoa, Chordata, Aves, Passeriformes, Passeridae. The record is from RefSeq and is a predicted model, not a curated record. Gene Ontology annotation, biological process: peptide cross-linking. The annotation marks the transcript as partial. The transcript is spliced from 9 exons. Gene Ontology annotation, molecular function: protein-glutamine gamma-glutamyltransferase activity.
GUGAACUCUCUGGACGACAGCGGGGUGCUGGUGGGGAACUGGACCGGGGAUUACUCGCAGGGCACGAACCCCUCGGCCUGGGCCGGCUCCGUGGGGAUCCUGCGCAGCUUCCACGGCUCCGGGGCGCCCGUGCGCUACGGCCAGUGCUGGGUGUUCGCCGGCGUCGUCACCACCGUGCUGCGCUGCCUGGGCCUGCCCACCCGCACGGUCACCAACUACAACUCGGCCCACGACACCGACACGUCGCUGACCACCGACAUCUACCUGGACGAGGCCAUGCGGCCCCUGGAGCGCCUCAACACCGACUCCGUGUGGAACUUCCACGUGUGGAACGACUGCUGGAUGAAGCGGCCGGAUCUGCCCGAGGGCUACGACGGCUGGCAGGUGGUGGACGCCACGCCCCAGGAGACCAGCAGCGGCCUGUUCUGCUGCGGGCCCUGCUCCGUCACCGCUGUCAAGAACGGCGACGUUUUCCUCAAGUACGACACGCCCUUCGUCUUCGCCGAGGUGAACAGCGACAAGGUGUACUGGCAGCGGCAGCCGCACGGCGGAUUCGCCGUGGUGCACGUGGAGGAGGGCGCGAUCGGCCGCAGGAUCAGCACGCUGGGGGCCGGCUCUGCGGCCAGAGUGGACAUCACUGACCAGUACAAACACCCCGAGGGCUCGGAGGAGGAGCGCCGCGCCGUCUCCUCCGCCACUUCGCACGGCUCCCGUCCCCGGCAGCGCGGCCCGGCCUCGGCCGGCGAGGUGACGCUGACCGUCGGCGCCGCUCCGGCCGUGGCCGGAGCCGAGCUGGAGCUGCGGGCGGCCGUCAAGAACCAAGGGCUGGAGCCUCGGACGCUGCGGCUGCGCUUCUCCCUCUGCGCCGUCCGCUACACCGGCGUGGCCGGAGCCGCCUUCCGGCAGGAGCAGCACCGCCGGACGCUGCCCCCGGGCCAGGAGGACACGGUGACGAUGGCGGUGAGCUACGCCGAGUACCAGCCGCACGUGGGGGACCAGGACGCGCUGAAGCUGACGGUGGCGGCGGCCGUGCAGGAGACGGGGCAGGUGCUGGCCAGGGAGCUGCUGGUGCGGCUGCACACGCCCGAGCUCACGCUGACGCUGCUGGGCCCGGCCGUGGUGGGCCAGGAGGUGGCGGUGCAGGUGGUUUUCCAGAACCCUCUGCCCGAGCCGCUGAAUGGAGCCUCGCUGCGCAUGGAGGGCGCCGGGAUCUCCUGCCCCAAACCCGUGUCGCUGGGGUCGGUGGGGGCGGGGCAGACGCUCCGGCUCAGCCAAUCAGUGACGCCGCUGCGGGCCGGACAGCGCCGCCUAGCGGCCACGCUGGAGAGCUCCACCCUGCCCCCCCUGCACGGCAGCGUCCAGUUCAGCGUGGCUACUGGGAAUACUGGGAACACCGGGAACGCCGGGAGCACCGGGAGCCUGCCCGGCAGCACCGGGAACGCCGGCAGCCAUACUGGGAGGAGGAGGAGGAGGAGGGGGAGGCCUGGCGGCAGCACGGGGGGGUGA